GCAGAAGAUGGUAAAAAAAGGGAACCAUCAGUCAAAUUGAUUCGAGGAGAGAGAGCGCAAGGCAUAUGCUCGUGUCGCGAUUCGAUCAUACACAAGAAUAUGCUCUCGUCGAAUUAAUAUCACAAGCUCUGCGCUUGAUGGAUCCCUUCGCCUCUAAUUAGGGGUGGACCGGAGUUUUCUGGUCUGCUAGUUGCAGAUCCAUGACCAUGGAGGAGAUCAAGGAGCCGCUGAUGGGGGACGAGGAGAUGCCUCCUCUGCUGGAAGACCAGGAGACCGACGCCAAGCCUCGCCGCAUUGCUCUCUUCGUUGAGCCCUCUCCCUUCGCUUAUAUCUCUGGAUACAAGAAUCGCUUUCAGAAUUUUAUCAAAAAUUUGCGUGAAAUGGGGGAUGAGGUUAUAGUUAUAACAACCCAUGAAGGUGCGCCUCAAGAAUUCCAUGGUGCAAAAAUUAUUGGUUCUAGAAGCUUUCCAUGCCCAAUGUACAACAAUGUUCCUCUUUCAUUGGCCCUCAGCCCAAGAAUCAUUUCAGAAAUUGCAAAGUUCAAGCCUGAUAUUAUCCAUGCAUCUUCACCAGGAAUCAUGGUAUUUGGUGCUCUGGCAAUUGCCAAGAUGCUCUCCAUUCCUAUAGUAAUGUCAUACCACACUCAUAUUCCAAAAUAUAUACCCAGAUAUACAUGGGGUUGGUUUGUCGAGCCCAUGUGGAUGGUAAUAAGGUUCCUUCAUAGAGCUGCUGAUCUUACUUUGGUACCUUCAGCUGCCACUAUUAAAGACCUCGUAGCUAAUAAUGUCACAGAAGCUCAUAAAAUACGACUUUGGAAUAAGGGUAUUGAUUCCAAAAGCUUCCAUCCUCGUUAUUGUAGUAGUGAAAUGCGUGCGAGGCUCAGCAACGGGCAACCAGAAAAACCACUAUUAAUCCAUGUUGGACGUAUAGGAAGAGAAAAAAAUUUGGAUUUUCUCAAAAGGGUUAUGGACAGGCUACCGGGAGUAAGAAUUGCAAUUAUAGGAGAUGGACCAUACAGGGCUGAACUAGAGAAGUUGUUAUCAGGUAUGUCUGCUGUGUUCACGGGCAUGCUUCAAGGUGAGGAGCUAUCGCAGGCGUAUGCCAGCGGGGAUGUGUUCGUGAUGCCUUCGGAGUCCGAGACCCUUGGCCAAGUUGUGCUGGAGUCCAUGUCAUCAGGCACUCCCGUCGUCGCAGCUCGUGCAGGUGGGAUUCCCGACAUCAUACCGGAGGACCAUGAAGGAAAAACCAGCUUCCUCUUCUCGCCAGGUGAUCUAGAUGAUUGUGUGCACAAGGUCGAGCAGCUACUCUCCCGCAAUGAUUUCAGAGAAGCCAUGGCUAAAGCAGCACGCGAGGAGAUGGAAAAGCACGAUUGGGGAGCAGCUACAAGGGUCAUUCGCAAUGAGAAUUAUAACGCAGCAAUCUGGUUCUGGAAGAAGAACGAGUCCCAUAUUAUUGGGCCCAUCCAGUCGUUUGCCAGAUGGCUAUUCGGGUCACCUGAAAACACUUGCAAUUGAAGAAGUAAUUCCAAGGCAGUUAUUGUCUUAGAAAAGCUUGGAAGUCAAUGCGAGUAAUAGGCUUAUUGGACAAAUAAUUAGUCCCUUUUUGUACAUUAUAAUUUAGGGCAACAAGACUAGCUUGUAUAGAGACAGUGAAUCGAGAUUAUUUUUCUUGUUUGGCGAUUUUUAAA
Zingiber officinale is the source of this 1687-nucleotide messenger RNA. RefSeq names its product sulfoquinovosyl transferase SQD2-like. Gene Ontology annotation, biological process: sulfolipid biosynthetic process; glycolipid biosynthetic process. Gene Ontology annotation, cellular component: chloroplast envelope. Gene Ontology annotation, molecular function: UDP-sulfoquinovose:DAG sulfoquinovosyltransferase activity. The coding region runs from base 201 to 1514 and encodes 437 amino acids. NCBI's taxonomy places the organism in Eukaryota, Viridiplantae, Streptophyta, Magnoliopsida, Zingiberales, Zingiberaceae. The record is from RefSeq and is a predicted model, not a curated record. The transcript has 12 exons.